This is a messenger RNA of Microtus ochrogaster (prairie vole), 1685 nucleotides long. RefSeq names its product TMF1 regulated nuclear protein 1 (gene Trnp1). Gene Ontology annotation, cellular component: nucleus. Gene Ontology annotation, biological process: regulation of cell population proliferation. The record is from RefSeq and is a predicted model, not a curated record. Gene Ontology annotation, molecular function: DNA binding. Lineage: Eukaryota; Metazoa; Chordata; Mammalia; Rodentia; Cricetidae.
UAAAUUGCGGGGCGGCGCGUGCGGCCUCGGUGUGGGUUCUGCGGCCGCCUCUCCCUUCUCUCGUGCCCAGCAUCUCUCCUCCCAUCGUACUGACAGCCGGGGACCGCCGCGGGGCGGGGGAUGCCGGGCUGCCGCAUCAGCGCCUGUGGCCCAGGGGCCCAGGAAGGGACGGCAGAACCGGGGUCCCCCCCGCCGCCACCCCGGGAGCCCCUGCCGUCCCUCCAGCCCCCGCCUCCAUCGCCGACCUCGACCCCGACACCCACUCAGUCACCGCCCUUGCCCGAGGCGGCGGAGACACCCCCAGAGGGGCAGGAGCUGCAGCGCUGGCGCCAGGGUGCUAGUGGGGGUCCUGGGGGCGCGGGCCCGGCGGGAGGUUCGGGCGGGGGUGCGGGUGCGGCGGCAGGGGCGGGGGGCCGCGCGCUGGAGCUGGCCGAAGCGCGGCGGCGACUGCUGGAAGUGGAGGGCCGCCGGCGCCUGGUGUCGGAGCUGGAGAGCCGGGUGCUGCAGCUGCACCGUGUCUUCUUGGCUGCCGAGCUGCGCCUGGCGCACCGCGCGGAGAGCCUGAGUCGCCUGAGCGGCGGCGUGGCCCAGGCCGAGCUCUACCUGGCGGCGCACGGGUCGCGUCUCAAGAAGGGUGCGCGCCGCGGCCGCCGGGGUCGUCCUCCCGCGCUGCUGGCCUCUGCGCUGGGCCUGGGGAGCUGCGUACCCUGGGGUGCCGGGCGGCUGCGGCGUGGCCACUGCCCCGAGCCCGACUCGCCCUUCCGCCGCAGCCCGCCCCGCGGCCCCGCCUCCCCGCAGCGCUGACCUCAGAACCCGCGACCCCUGGGCUCCGGAGACAGGCGGAAGGACAGAUGGACGGACGGGUCCGAGUGCUGGCUAGAUGGACGGCGUCAUCUCUGCGGAGGAGACAGGCGGGGGUCCGGGGGCCCGGGGGCCCUGAAAAUGAAACUAAGCUCCUUGGAGCCUCCACUUUAUGGGUCUGGACUUCUGCAUUCCACUCCUCUGGAUACCGCCCUCAGGAAGACUUCCAGGAUUGACUGUACCCAGUCUCAGCACCCUCCUCCCAGGAGCCCUUCCAGUGGCAAGGGACUGGGGCCUGGGAACUUGCUAUACUCUGAAUUGUUGCUUUCCAUACACUGCGUUUAACUUUGCUUAUGCAGGGACCUGAGAUGCUGUCAAUUAGCAGAGUGCAGCAAACAUGGCCAGUGUGUCCACGAGAAGGAUUUCCUUUAAAGAUAGACUCCUCAUUCUUAAACUGCAGGUCACAGUGUAGCUGGAGCCCCCGUCACUGCAGGUCACAGUGUAACUGGAGUCCCUAUUGUCACUUCUAUGUCCAGUAGCUCCAGGAGGCCUAUUUGAGGCAAAUCACUGGUGUAGAAAACGCCCAUUUUCCUUCAGCCACUGUCCUUGUCCUCCCCAUGUGAGUGAGGACAUCCCUGUGGCUCCUUGCAGACAGACAAUCAGCUGCUGCCUCCUACGGGGGACACCUCUUUCUUAGGAUGAGGUGGUGGCAACAUCAAACUUCCGAGCAAAGUUCAAUGCACAGGGGAAAUCCAUUUCUUUACGACAAGGGAAGGAGGCACAUGUACUCACACACCGCCCGGAACUUAGAGGCUUCUGUAUAUCGACUGGGUCCCCAACUAUAUACACACGGGAAGAAUAAAACUCAGUAAUGCAAGGCUGAA